UUAGGUGUACUCAUACGUACGUACACCGAGUCAAUGGGCCCCCGAUUUGAUUUUGCCUGAUUUAGUGCUCAAAGAACUUUCAACAAUUUUGCACGCUCUACAGGGAAUUGCUCUGCGAAGUAUAAUGGGUUGUUGUUUGGCCACAAGUAAAUCCGUUGAUUUACCUCCCGUUCCCCCGGCUCCGGGAAAACAGCGUUCCACUCUGCCGGAGUUCCCUGUGCCCACCACAUCGGCCCCAGUAGGAGGAGGAGGACCCAGUGGAGCUACGAAUGAAGCGCUGGAGGAUGAUUAGUUGGCCAAUGAACAAUUCAAAAGAAAGGAAGCGAUUACGUAGAAGAAACUGCCAAAUGGGAAAAAACCGUUCGCAUGAGUCAUAUGCCCAUGCGGCAUGCGACUCUUGAACGACGCUCAGUGUUUAAGACCAGCUGUAUUUGUACGUUAAACUGAUUAUAUGUAUUCUCAAUACGAUCUUAGUUCUCCAUUAUAGAAAA
Drosophila persimilis is the source of this 491-nucleotide messenger RNA. RefSeq lists its product as uncharacterized. Bases 125 to 292 code for a protein of 55 amino acids. Lineage: Eukaryota; Metazoa; Arthropoda; Insecta; Diptera; Drosophilidae. The transcript has 2 exons. The record is from RefSeq and is a predicted model, not a curated record.